ACGCAAUUGCACACCAACGCUAGGGGAUGAUCUCGCCCCAGCUGACUCAUUUUCUCAUUCGUGCAGCAGACAUUUAUUGAGCGCCUACUGUAUGGAUGGAUACUGUACGCCAGAGAACCGCUGCGUGGCGCUCCAAUUCAGUUCUUCACAUCCACACAGCCCUGGAGGAUUUACAAAAUACAUUAAGUGAGCAGCAUAGAAGAAAUAAUGCCUUUUGAGGGACAGUUGCAUUUAACAGACAGCCUUACUAAGGCAAGAGUUCUGGAGCCGCCACUGCACUCCAGCCGGCCUUGGCUUCUGAGCUUUGGAUUCUGGGCAGUAAUGGUCACAUUCCCAGCGUCCUGGAAAAGCUUGCCCUUGGCUUCUGGCCCUGACUCUGCCUCCCACUGACUAGUGGACGUCACUGCCCCUCUCUGGGCCUGGCAACACCAUCCUGUUCAAUGAGGCUGCGGCUGGAUCAGAGGUCCCCAGGCCUGGAACCUUCCAGGGCUGGGCUCAGCUCCCCACCCCAUCCCCCAGACGACUUACAGUGACAAAGGGGCAAAGCCUGAGAGAGGCCGAUUCCUCCACUUCCACUCUGUGACCUUCUGGGUUGGCAACGCCAAGCAGGCCACGUCAUUCUACUGCAGCAAGAUGGGCUUUGAACCUCUAGCCUACAGGGGCCUGGAGACCGGUUCCCGGGAGGUGGUCAGCCAUGUAAUCAAACAAGGGAAGAUUGUGUUUGUCCUCUCCUCAGCGCUCAACCCCUGGAACAAAGAGAUGGGCGAUCACCUGGUGAAACACGGUGACGGAGUGAAGGACAUUGCGUUCGAGGUGGAAGAUUGUGACUACAUCGUGCAGAAAGCACGGGAACGGGGCGCCAAAAUCAUGCGGGAGCCCUGGGUAGAGCAAGACAAGUUUGGGAAGGUGAAGUUUGCUGUGCUGCAGACGUAUGGGGACACCACACACACCCUGGUGGAGAAGAUGAACUACAUCGGCCAAUUCUUGCCUGGAUAUGAGGCCCCAGCGUUCAUGGACCCCCUACUUCCUAAACUGCCCAAAUGCAGUCUGGAGAUGAUCGACCACAUUGUGGGAAACCAGCCUGAUCAGGAGAUGGUGUCCGCCUCCGAAUGGUACCUGAAAAACCUGCAGUUCCACCGCUUCUGGUCCGUGGAUGACACGCAGGUGCACACGGAAUAUAGCUCUCUGCGAUCCAUUGUGGUGGCCAACUAUGAAGAGUCCAUCAAGAUGCCCAUCAAUGAGCCAGCGCCUGGCAAGAAGAAGUCCCAGAUCCAGGAAUAUGUGGACUAUAACGGGGGCGCUGGGGUCCAGCACAUCGCUCUCAAGACCGAAGACAUCAUCACAGCGAUUCGCCACUUGAGAGAGAGAGGCCUGGAGUUCUUAUCUGUUCCCUCCACGUACUACAAACAACUGCGGGAGAAGCUGAAGACGGCCAAGAUCAAGGUGAAGGAGAACAUUGAUGCCCUGGAGGAGCUGAAAAUCCUGGUGGACUACGACGAGAAAGGCUACCUCCUGCAGAUCUUCACCAAACCGGUGCAGGACCGGCCCACGCUCUUCCUGGAAGUCAUCCAGCGCCACAACCACCAGGGUUUUGGAGCCGGCAACUUCAACUCACUGUUCAAGGCUUUCGAGGAGGAGCAGAACCUGCGGGGUAACCUCACCAACAUGGAGACCAAUGGGGUGGUGCCCGGCAUGUAAGCCCCGCCCACCCCACGGAGGCCACAGCCACACAGCCACGCCCCCUGAUUCUGGAACUCGCCCAACUUCCCUACUGGCUGCUCCCCUUGGGUCCCGCCCACCAGCGGACUCGGCCCCCAAGGCUCCGCCCACACUGACCACGCCCCUCGGCGGGGCCGCCCUCUGCUCCAGCCCUCCCGAUUAAAGCGUGCCCCGGUCCAA
Molecule: messenger RNA, 1899 nt
Organism: Homo sapiens (human)
Lineage: Eukaryota; Metazoa; Chordata; Mammalia; Primates; Hominidae
Gene: HPD
Product: 4-hydroxyphenylpyruvate dioxygenase
Exons: 16
Coding region: 634-1698 (354 amino acids)
Biological process (GO): aromatic amino acid metabolic process; L-phenylalanine catabolic process; L-tyrosine catabolic process
Cellular component (GO): cytoplasm; Golgi membrane; nucleus
Molecular function (GO): protein homodimerization activity; 4-hydroxyphenylpyruvate dioxygenase activity; mRNA m(6)A methyltransferase activity
Source: RefSeq, marked reviewed